Ramularia collo-cygni is the source of this 2208-nucleotide messenger RNA. RefSeq lists its product as uncharacterized. Gene Ontology annotation, molecular function: metal ion transmembrane transporter activity. Gene Ontology annotation, cellular component: membrane. Gene Ontology annotation, biological process: transmembrane transport; metal ion transport. Bases 1 to 2208 code for a protein of 735 amino acids. NCBI's taxonomy places the organism in Eukaryota, Fungi, Ascomycota, Dothideomycetes, Mycosphaerellales, Mycosphaerellaceae. The record is from RefSeq and is a predicted model, not a curated record. The transcript has 3 exons.
AUGGCUACUAGUCCCCAGCAAGCAGAUUUACAGCAGCUUCUGAGGCAUUUGGACCGACAGAAAGAAGCCUAYGACGAAGCUAUUCGCAGAGUACAGGAACACAUAGCAUUGCCACCUGCCUUUCCGGUCGACCCGUCUAUCGUACCAGAAACUUCGCGACAUUAUUCUCUGGACCGAACCCAUGCAAGUCAGUCCUUAUCGCCUCCGUCGCUGUAUAGCAGAGCGGACUUGCAGAUAUUGACCGGACUGUCCACUAUUGAGUCUUCUUCGGGCUCACGCCUGACAGGAGAUGAGUCCGACGAUGAGGCAGAUCAAAGCUUUUGUGUGCGGGAGCCUCUUCCACAGGAGAUUCAUGGAGAAGAUGAUUUCAGACAGCAUCUUCAAACGUAUCCCUGGGACGACGACGGCAAGAAAGUGCUGCAAGAAUUCGCUGGGAAUAAGUACAGACUCCAGCAGGAUCUCAUCUUGACCAAGAAGGGUCCGCUGCCAGAUCAAUCCCAUCACACUCAUUUCCAGAUAUUCGACAUCGGAGACAAUGGUGCUCCAAUGCUUGUUGAGGUCAAGCAUGAGGAUGUCACUAAUCGUCCAACUGCUCUUUGGCAAACUAUCAAAACUGUCAAUCCAGAUUCCAGGCAGCGUAAAGCUGUUGGAAGGGUUACAAUUGUCCGGGAGCCGGCUCCAGUCUUGUUUGGUGCUCUUCACUACACAAUGCAUAAGCAUUUCGACGUCGAUGAGCUGUUCAGAUGUCUCGUCGGAGCACAAUCAACAUGUUGUGACUUGGAUCGUGCAUUCGAUUCUGAUCCGCGGCGGCAAAGUUCCUUCGUGUUCUCGUUUGAGUACUUUACACUGAUUGGAGAAGACUGUCAGCCAUUAGCAUGGCAGCUCGCUGAUGCUCCGGCAUCACGGAAGCCUGGUCAUAUAGCCAUCACUCGAUGUAGCUCUAUCGUGGCAUUGUCUCUAGGAGGUGAUGCUAUCAAGAAGAUCCGCAAUCCGGAUCGUAGGGCUGGGACGACACAUGGAUUCGUGUAUGACCCAUGGAGUCCCUACCACAUUCUCAACAUCCAGUGCUUUCCCGACUGGGAAAGCUCUCUUGACGUGCAUAGCCCCACAGAGCACUACGUGAAUGGAGUCGAAGCCUUUCUCGUCACUGUUCUAGGCGAGUACAAAGAUGCCGAAAAGCGGUUUGAAGAUAUUUACAAGCAGAUCAGCAAACUCAUCACACCACCUCUAGCAUUCAUGUUCCAAUCCGACCUUCGAGACAAGCUCUUGUUUGAAGACGACAAAUAUACAUAUUCUCGACGCUACUUCUGGGCAUUUCAAACGCUUGGCAUCAUGAUUGAUAGUAUGGCUGCAAUGGUAGAUGCUUACGAAGAUACAUUCACAGACGAGGUGUGGGACGGACGACACCGUACUCUAUGGCCGCUGCUAGACCCGGAAUCUACUCGGAACAAGUACUACAAGAAGAAGCUAUCUGGAGUGCGACAAAACUUCGGAUAUCAAGUUGCACGCAUCAAAAAGCUGAUUCAAAGUUACGAGACGAGGCGCUUGGAGAUCAGUCGCCUAAGAGACCAACUUUUCUCCGGCACCAGUGUGAUGGAAGCCAGGAAGUCUGUUCAACAGGCCGAGAUCACCGUCCAGCAAGGCCAUAAUAUCAAAUUGCUGACCCUUGUCAAUCUCUUCUUUCUGCCGCUGACCUUUGUCACUUCAGUAUUUGGGAUGGAGAUUCUCCCAGAGCACGAACCCAUGUGGAGAUUCGCGGCCGUGACCGUCGCAAUCUGCCUCCCAUGUUUCAUUCUAAUCGGAUCUCUGAACUCCACAGCUGGUUUGAUCUGGUGGCAAUCCAGAUUCUCCGAAAUAUGGAACUAUCUCCGCAAGAUGUGGCCAUGUUCAACAUUCGCCAGUAGCGAGGAGCCACCUCUGAGCCGCACACCCACACUCGCAGUCCCGACCAAUGCGAAUGAUUACCCGCUMCCUAGUGGUAUGUCCACGAAUGCGAAAAUGGCGAAACGACUACGCAGACUUUCUUCACACAAGCAUGGUGACCGGGAGAAAGUCCCUCGGAUGCACGAGCUCGUACACGAAGACUCCAUCAUUCUACCGGGGACGGAUUUGCAAUGGAGCGAGUCGAGACAGAUAUCUAGAAGAAUGAGCGAGAGACUGGAAACGUCACCACUAGGACGRGCUCGGACGCCGAAGGAAGUGGCCUAA